Coregonus clupeaformis (lake whitefish) is the source of this 615-nucleotide messenger RNA. Its product is annotated as TOG array regulator of axonemal microtubules protein 1-like. The record is from RefSeq and is a predicted model, not a curated record. Gene Ontology annotation, cellular component: cilium; cytoplasmic microtubule. Lineage: Eukaryota; Metazoa; Chordata; Actinopteri; Salmoniformes; Salmonidae. Gene Ontology annotation, biological process: microtubule cytoskeleton organization. The coding region runs from base 130 to 615 and encodes 161 amino acids. Gene Ontology annotation, molecular function: microtubule binding. The transcript has 5 exons.
AAGACCAGCUUGCAGCCCCUGUCCAACCCAGAGCAGGCCCUGACUAAGACCUUCCAGCUGCUCCGCUCUGAUGACUGGGAGAAGAAGAUCGAGGGCUUGACCUCUCUCCGUGCGUUGGCUCAGAACCACAUGGACAUGCUGAUGCCUAAACUCCAUGAUAUCUGCCUUGCUAUUAUAAAUGAGGUGAAGAACCUGCGCUCUGCAGUGUCCUCUGCUGCCAUGGCCACACUGGGUGACAUGUACGCCUACCUCCAGAGGGCCAUGGACAGUGAGGUGGAGGGGACGGCACGCGUGCUGCUGCACAAAGCCAGCGAGUCCAACACCUUCAUCCGGCAGGGCGCAAACUUUGCCCUGGGUCACAUGGUGCAGAGCUGCACCCCUACCCGUGUCAUGAAAGCCCUGCUGGUCGGUGGGCUGAGCCACCGUAACGCUGCGGUGAGGUGCUGCACUGCUCAGCACCUGGAGAGACUGGCUGAGGUCAUGGGGGCGGCUCGUCUCCUGUCAGGGAAGAAAGAACUCACUGACCGUUUCUUGAUUGCCGUCAGUAAACUGGCUGUGGACCCUGCACAGGAAGUCAGGCAUCAUGGUCGCAAUCAGGGGCGGUGUGUUCAAUAG